Penaeus chinensis is the source of this 1620-nucleotide messenger RNA. RefSeq names its product carbohydrate sulfotransferase 10-like. Gene Ontology annotation, molecular function: sulfotransferase activity. The coding region runs from base 121 to 1398 and encodes 425 amino acids. The transcript has 8 exons. NCBI's taxonomy places the organism in Eukaryota, Metazoa, Arthropoda, Malacostraca, Decapoda, Penaeidae. Gene Ontology annotation, biological process: carbohydrate biosynthetic process. Gene Ontology annotation, cellular component: membrane. The record is from RefSeq and is a predicted model, not a curated record.
GCUUCUAUUCACACGUUCGCUUCCAAACAGACUCCAGAUAUAGGCGGUCAUUAAUGAUGCUUUAGAGAUAUAGAAGGUUUUAACAUCAUUGAGUCAGAAUCCAACCAGUCCUCCGCCGUCAUGGUGUACCUGAACACGAGAAAAAACGCGUUCCUCUUCUUCCUCGCUUCCACCGCCGUCCUCAUCUACACGACGCAGAAGGACCUCUUCCACUUCGGCGGUGGGUCUCGCUACGUCCUUCCCAAGAGUCGGUCUCGAGACGUCCUGCAGGAUCUGAUGCAGCUGAAGGCAAAGGAGAGGAAGAAUGUGAAGCCGAGCAAAGAGAACAGGACUAACAGCGUCAAGGGAGUGAGGACUUCUACGCCUGUCCUCAAGCUCUCGUACGGCGCCGCCCUUAGCAAUAUCAGCUACGCCAGUUAUAGUCCAGAGGACGCCGCCAUUUUGAAAAGCCGCGUGGACGAGAUGGCGCGGAGGGCGAAGGUGAUCGGCCGGGUUUGCGAGUCGACGGCAUCUCUCGCGAAGAAACCGAGUCGAAUUUCGGUUGUUUGGGACACGAAGCAUAACCCGAGUAUUGUCUGGUGCCCGGUGUAUAAGGUCGCCUCCACCACCUGGAUGAGGAACUUCCUCCGCCUCGCGCACUUCAACGAGCACAACCCGAAGAUCCCCAGGAAUAUCUCGAAGGAGAAGCAGGACAAAAGGAGGUUUUCGGUGCGGUUCGGCGCCACCCACAACCGCGUGUUCGAGCUGUAUCCGGAACCCGAAGACGAAGCCGAGAGAAGCCGAGUCAUGCAGGAAAGUGUUCGGGUCAUUAUCGUGAGGCAUCCCUUCGCCAGGCUCCUCUCUGCUUAUCGGGACAAGAUGAUCAAGAAAAAUCCCAUCCCUGUCAGAUUCAAGUUUAGGGAGUUGCAAAAGUACAUUAUUGCUAAGUAUCGAGGAAGCAACAGUACUGACAAUUCCUCUUUUCCGAGUUUUGCGGAAUUCGUCCAACACGUCAUAGACUCGACCGAGGAAUAUGUAACUCCCAAAGACUGGACGGAUAACGUGAAAUGCUGGCUGCCUUACUGGGUGCACUGCGGCGUUUGUUCCUCUGACUACAACGUCAUCAUGAAGUUGGAAAGUAUGAAGGAUGACGAACGGUUCCUCAUCACCCUUUCUCGUCUUGAAGAACUCAAAGUGAACUUCUCUCCCGAUACUCACGCUUCCCAAAUGCUAAUGCUUCGACAGGAUGUUAACAACUGGGUCCACCUGAAGGGGUCCUCCUCGGAGAAUUUGGCAAAGGAGUACUAUAAGGACGUGACGCGGCGCCAAAUGCUGGAACUCUACCAGCGGUAUCAGCCCGAUUUUAAGCUCUUUCAGUAUGACAUUGAUGACUUCCUUGCUAUUGCUAAAGAGGAGUAAAAUCUGAAUGUGGUUGUGGCUUCAGCUCUAAAUGAUUACGCUUCGGCAGAGUAAAUAAAGUACUUUGAUUACAAAGCAUAUGGCAGUUACCUGACUGCUAGUACAAUAUGUUACGCUUGACUGCUUGGAUUUGGCUGUUUCCCAGAAUUUACUUUAUAUUAAAGUUUAUAUAUGCAGGGUGAUUUCACCCUUAAAUUAUUGUUGAAUAAAGGUGAAUUGAGA